This is a messenger RNA of Plutella xylostella (diamondback moth), 719 nucleotides long. RefSeq names its product protein FAM136A. Lineage: Eukaryota; Metazoa; Arthropoda; Insecta; Lepidoptera; Plutellidae. Gene Ontology annotation, cellular component: cytoplasm. The record is from RefSeq and is a predicted model, not a curated record.
AUCUUGUCGGUCGCUCGCAUUUCUGUAGGAAAUUGGCAUUUUCUUUUAAAAUAACUCUAAUUUCAAGUGAAGCUAAUUGAAUAAUACAAAAUGGUUGAAGCACAGAAGUACAGGCUUGAGCAGGAGAUGACCAACAUGGUCAAUGAGCUCGACAGGAGCUAUUUGAGGAAGAUGCAGGGUGACAUGCACCGGUGUGCGGCUCGGUGCUGCGACGACACGGACAAGUCUCUCGAGCGGGUGCACGGCUGCAUCGACAACUGUACCACCUCGCUGAACCAGGCUAAUAACUAUGUGCAAACGGAGAUCAACCACCUGCAGAACCGUCUGCAACGCUGCGUGAUGGACUGCAACGACGCCGCGCGCGACCGCCUCGGGCCCGACCCCAGCCAGGAUAAGAUCGACAAAACAACGUUAGAAUUCGAGAAGUGCGCUGUGAAAUGUGUGGACAAGCACAUCGGACUUAUCCCCAGCAUGUUGAAGACUAUGAAGAAUGUCCUAGCCAGCGGUAAACCCCCACCAGUCAAGAACGAAUAAGUAAAAGUGUCAGAAUAAUGUAAGAAGGAUGUGUAAUACUGUGAGUGUCUGAAUAGUAUAUGGUUAAGUGCCAAUUUCUCCAUAAUCGGUUACCUAACCGACCAGGGAUUGGUUAUCAAUUAUACGUCACCUCCAUUUAACAUUUUUGACAGAUGUGUCAGAAGUCAACCACUAAUAUCUGGUUA